AUGUUAAAAUUGCAUGCUUAAUCAAUCAAGAUGGCUUCUCUUUUAUUUGUUUUGAUUUCUCCCCUAAAAGGCAGUAUAUCUAUUUAUUCACAAUUUGAUAAGGGAAUGAGCCUGCUUUUCUAAUUUAGAAUUUAUAGAAUGAAAACCUAUAAGCUUAAAUUGAAAGUAAAAACUAUUGUCGAAAAUAAUAACUUGCAAAGGAAGUUAAGUUUAAAACAAAGAAAAGUUAUGCUGCUUUUUAAUUAAGACUAUAUUUAGAAUUAUUUGAUUGAUUUGGGUCAAUAUAACAGUCAAAAUAGCAGAACUUAAAAUGAGAUAAAACAAUAGAAAUAAUAUUAAUUAGAAUAAUUUCUUCUUCCUUCAAUUUCCUCAUAACUUGUAAUUAUAUUAAAAUAAAUUUAAGGCGAUUUUAACCAAAUUGAAAAAGGAGAAAAUUAUUUUGGGGUGACAACUAAAUUAAUAAUGAAGAGAACUAAUAAUAUUAGAGACGAUUAAAAAUAAUAAUUAAUGAGUAUAGCUUCUUUGAUUUGA
Molecule: messenger RNA, 531 nt
Organism: Paramecium octaurelia
Lineage: Eukaryota; Ciliophora; Oligohymenophorea; Peniculida; Parameciidae
Source: the annotation of a GenBank genome assembly